Messenger RNA from Pangasianodon hypophthalmus (striped catfish), 1023 nucleotides. Its product is annotated as sterile alpha motif domain-containing protein 15. Gene Ontology annotation, molecular function: protein binding. Lineage: Eukaryota; Metazoa; Chordata; Actinopteri; Siluriformes; Pangasiidae. Bases 565 to 933 code for a protein of 122 amino acids. The transcript has 3 exons. The record is from RefSeq and is a predicted model, not a curated record.
AAUUUCAGUAUACAUUAUGGAUUAAUUACUGUGUCUGAUUGAUUAAAUGCUGCACUGAGAGUCAGACUGAGCUGGCUGAUUGAUGGCAAUGAUCCCACUUCCCCGCCUAAUGCCUUAGUUACAUCCACUAAGAAUGGGGUAAAAGAUAUGAGCUGGAUGAAGCAUAAACGAAAAUCUUUUCCUAAUCCUUAAAAUCAAUAAUGACCUAGGAAAAGUAUGGAGGCCAGAUAAAUGACCAGCAGCUGGAGCAGUAGUGAUGCAUGAACGCAAUUAAGCGCGAGCACAACAUGAAACCCCAACACAGCUAAAUGAAAUUAAGAGCUGCACAGCGUAGGAGGCAGCAGGGCUGUUACUGCCGCUUAGGAGCACAAUACUCUAUUAAAACAUGCACAGUCUACCAUUUCAUGACAGAACUUUAGAAUUAUUUUUUCAUUUCUCAAUUCAUACCCCAAUUUAUUUAUUUUGUUUAUGUAUUUUACCAGUCGCUCUCUCUCGCUCUCUUCCGGCGCGCAGUAUGCAAAUUAACUUGCCUGGAAACUACUUUUCAUUGGAUGAAGUGUUGCCAUGGCAACACGACAACAUGCAAAAAUGGCGUUCCUUCAGUGGAGCUGCCAGGACGUGGCGAGGUGGAUAGAAUCACUCGGAUAUCCCCAAUACACGGCUUGUUUUACUGAGAAUUUCAUCACAGGCAAAAAGCUGAUUUACAUAAACUGCUGUUAUUUGCCUCGAUUAGGAAUCACAGACUUUGAACAUAUGAAGGCGAUCUCAGCACGUGUCCGUGAGCUGCUAGGCAUCUCGGAGCCAUUGUGGAGUCGCAGUAUUGCAGACCCUCCACAAGAUGAUAUGAACAUGUUUUUGGAAGUCAAAAGCAGGACUGGAGAAAGCGCUGAUUCCCUUACCUACACUCAAUUCCUCAAUUACCGAAAGAAGUAAACAGAAAGAUUACAGUAUAAACAGCUUAUGAAGUUCAAUUUAAAAAAAAAAAAAACCUGAAAAACAUUAAAGCUUUUCUUUUAAUUAUAA